Molecule: messenger RNA, 1125 nt
Organism: Rhinichthys klamathensis goyatoka
Lineage: Eukaryota; Metazoa; Chordata; Actinopteri; Cypriniformes; Leuciscidae
Gene: hsd11b1la
Product: hydroxysteroid (11-beta) dehydrogenase 1-like a
Exons: 6
Coding region: 139-1005 (288 amino acids)
Cellular component (GO): intracellular membrane-bounded organelle
Molecular function (GO): oxidoreductase activity
Source: RefSeq, a predicted model, not a curated record
CUUUGGUUUGGCUCCGCCUGUCUGACACGAUCUGGUUCUGCAGGUUCUUUGGUUAUGUCGACUGACUUUUGACAGUUGAUCGGUUCAAGUUCACAUUUCUGUAAGCUGUUCUGUGGCAUCUUCUACAAUUUUUCACAAAUGAAUCUUUAUGCCAAGUUACUGUUACUGUGCAGCAUAGGCGUCGCUUUCAUUGCGGUUCGAUGGAGUGCUACGUCGUUUAAUGAGGAGUCUUUGAAAGGUGCCCGGGUGUUGGUGACCGGUGCCAGCACUGGCAUCGGCGAGCAGUUGGCGUACCAAUACGCCCGUUUAGGAGCCCAACUCGUUAUCACGGCGAGGAGAGGAAAUGUCCUAGAAGAGGUUGUGCGCAAGUGCCAGGAAAUGGGGGCUCAAAAGGCCUUUUUCAUCCCCGCGGACAUGGCGAGCCCGUCCGAUGCCGAGCGCGUGGUACAGUACGCCAUCGAACAGCUCGGGGGGCUGGAUUUCCUGGUUCUGAACCACAUUGGGCCCAGUCCAUACAGUAUGUGGAAUGGAGACGUAGAGCACACGCGAUGGCUGCUACAGGUGAAUUUUCUCAGUUACCUACAGAUGGCUCAGAAAGCUUUGCCGACACUUGAAAAGAGUAAAGGAUCGAUAGUUGUUGUUUCCUCCCUUCUAGGGAAAAUGUGCAGCCCCUUCGCUUUACCAUAUGCCGCAACUAAGUUUGCACUCAACGGUUUCUUUGGAGGCCUCCAGCAUGAGCUAGCAAUGCAAAAAAGCAAUGUGUCCAUAACCAUCUGCAUACUUGGACUGAUUGACACAGAUAGUGCUAUGGAGAAAAUCAAAGGUUACAUCAAUAUGACCGGCUACCCUGCACAUGAGUCUGCCCGGCACAUUAUCGAAGCUGGAGCAUCUCGACAGCCUGAGGCAUUUUACCCCUGGUACACCUUCUACGCCUGUCUCUUCAGGGAUUGGUUCCCCUACUUCAGAGAUCUGGCAAUUCAAAAUUCCUACACAUAUGAUCCAUAACCAUAAGUUAAUACGGAACUAAUUACUGAAAGCUGACAGUUCCUUUGAAAUCCAUGUGUGGAGAAAUGCAUUAGUGAGUGCAUGAGCUAUGAAACAACAAGCCCUGGUGACAGUUGCAUA